Colletotrichum truncatum is the source of this 1290-nucleotide messenger RNA. RefSeq names its product DUF1620 domain-containing protein. The record is from RefSeq and is a predicted model, not a curated record. NCBI's taxonomy places the organism in Eukaryota, Fungi, Ascomycota, Sordariomycetes, Glomerellales, Glomerellaceae.
AUGGUGAACUCAUAUCGGACCAUUGCCGGUCUGGCGGCUCUCUCAGGUAUCGCCCAAGCCAAGAUCUACGCUGUGCCCGAGGCCACGACCACGUUUGACCUCCCUCUCGACCGCUUCAAUCCUCAUCCGACCAAGGCACCCGCCUACGCGGAGUUGAAGAGGCGGCAGGCCACGUCUGGAACCACCGUUCUCGUUGCUCCCGAUAACACGUGUGGUUACAUCUCUGGCCGCCCUGGCGCGGCCUAUACCUGCGGUUCCGUUGCCACCUGCCUCUUCUUUACCGCCAACCGAAACAACCCUGGCCGUGUCGCCUGCUGUGACUCCCAGGAAUGUGGCGCGCGCCGUACGUGCUACGACCAGAGACAGGUGUCUACAUUGGGACUUUGCAACGAUGGCUGUCUCGUUGAUCGGUUCACUCUCAAGUGCACCAACACGGCCAGGCCAUACUGCAACACCAUCUCUUUCCCGGGGAGUGUUUUUGACUACUGGUGCAACACGCUUGAGAUCUCCACACCACAGUCUGCUCAAACGACCUACGAAGGCCAGACUGGGCGCACCUGGGAGCCGCUCGCCCUGACGGAUGAUGCCUCUUCCAGCAACGCGCGAAUCGUGUCGACAACGUCCAGGAUAAGCGUCAGCACCACCCUGCCCGGCCCUGGCCCGGGACCGACCACCUCCGUCAAUCCGGCCCCCGAGGAAAAGUCGGGUGCCCCCGUCGGCGCAAUCGUAGGAGGCGUCGUCGGCGGCAUCGCAGUAAUUGCUCUCAUCGGUAUCGGCAUCUUCCUUAUCCUCCGCAAGAAGAAGCAGGAUCCAAACCAGCAGCAGACACCACAGCAACAGCCCCAGAUGGCGCAGAACGGGUACCCAGGCCCCCCGCAGGGCCCCCCGGGUGGCUCUCCGACCGAAUACGCCGGCACCACGACCCACACACAGUCCGUGUACGACCCCAAGUUCGCCGCCACGAGCCCCACAGGCUACCAGCAGAGCUUCGGCAACACGCCGCCUCCCCAGGGCGGAUUCCAGCAGCCGGGAUACUUUACUGCCGCCAACAUGGUGCCCGACCGCGCCGACACCACCAGCCCCGGCGCCGUGUCGCAAAUGACGGACCACCACAGGUACAGCACACCUCCGCCUCCGGGCCCUCAGCAGCCGUAUCAGCAACAGCCGCCGCCUCCGCAGCAGCAGCAGCAGCAGCAGCAGCAGCAACAGUUCGCUGCGCCCCCGCCCACCAUCCACGAGGCCCCUACCGGAAACGACGGCCACAGGGGCCAGAUGCACGAGCUUGCCUGA